UUUUCCGUGUGCUGACUUCUGAGCUUGUAUUUAUUUACUUUCUUAUACCUUCUUAAGUCUUUUACUGUUUACAUACUUCAGCCAUUGGCGAACUCCACAUUCAAUCGACAAUAUUUGUUCUUCCCACCCCUUCUUCGCCUUGCCAAGGUUUCCUUUUUCCAACAGCAGCAACAAUUUCAUUUCGGGCAUCAACAAACAAAUCCCAGCCCACCCAUUGCCCGGAUAGUAAAACCCCACCUACUCCAUCUCCACCUCGACCAUCACAAACCUUACCAUAUUCAAAAAACGGGCAAACAUCGUCUCUUCGCCCAGGAACCAUUAUUCAUCCCCUACUCAGAGUUGUAUUGAAAAAACGGCACAGGACCAAGCCGUCAUCAUGCAAAACAACGAUGAGGAGGCUCUCAGCUCCGUCUACAAAAAGAUCCAGCGCGAGCGUGUUCUUCUCAAUGCCGCAAAUCAAAUGAGGCAGCAAACUGAAAAUGAGCAAGUCAGAGCUAGGCUAGAUAUUCAAAUGCGCGAUGGUCGUCGAAACAUUUCAUACUUGGAGGAGCGCAUGAAAGAAUUACAAGUGCGGACGGAAGGUCGAACAGGUAGUGCGGGGAGUAGUGGCGGUACUGGUCGCCCGCCCAGUAGCGGUCUACGUGAUGAUGGAGCUAAUCCGCCGCCAACUCCGCCGCCCAAGGAUGCCAGAGGAAAUCCUAUCGAAACUGGGGAUCAGGCCGGCUAUGGCACUCAGGAAUAUAGUCAGAUUGGUGGACAUGGUGAUAUGAUGCCACCGAGAAAUCCUUUCGCACCUCCUGCACCUGGCUCUGGCAUGCCUAGAUCACGUCCUAAUUAUACCAAGCUUGGUAUGUCAAUUCGACAUCCUCUAUCUUUCUGAGCAAUAGCUAAUCGAGCCCUUUAGAUCUCAUCAAAUAUGAUACCCCUUAUCUCGGGCCCCGCAUCCAGCUCAUGCUUUCACAAUUGGAAUUUAAGCUUAAUGUUGAGAAACAAUAUUUAUUGGGUAUUGAGAAGAUGGUUACAUUAUAUCACAUGGAGCGCGAUCGGAAGAGUAAAGCUGAUGCUGCUGCUCGUCGAGUCGAGAGUAAUCAAAAGAUUCAAAUCCUCAAACAGGCUUUGAAGGGUUAUGAAGAUUUACAUAUAGACAUGGAGAGCUCAGCAGAUGCUCCGGAUGGUAGGAUCCAAUUGUAUCUCCAGGCUGACUUCAGAAGCUAACAAAGACCUUUCAGAUGAUAGUAUCAAUACUCCUAAUAUGCGAAAACCUUUAACGGGUCAACUUGUUCUCCGCAUUCAAGCAGUUAAGGAUGUUGAUCAUGCAACAACUAGUAGAUUUACAAGAGGUCCGGAAACAUCGAUUGCCGUCAAGGUGGAAGAUAAUGUUGUUGCAAGAACGAGAGUUACCCGGACGGAUAAAUGGGAGAAUGAAAUUCAUAACAUCUAUGUGGACAAAGCGAACGAGAUCGAACUUACGGUUUACGACAAGGCAGGUGAUCAAGCAUUGCCUAUUGGUCUACUAUGGAUAAGAAUAUCCGACAUCGUUGAAGAAAUGAGACGGAAGAGAAUCGAAGCCGAGAUCAAUAACUCAGGAUGGGUUUCUGCAGACCGCAUGGCUAGUGGUAGCGCCCCACCAGCACAAUUUCCAAUGACCUCUGGCAGCACAGGUCAAUUCGGGCCACCUCCAGGGAGCCCAGGUACUGGGGCACAACCAGCUGGAGGAAACGAAUUUGGCGGUGGUGGAAAUGCAGUGGUAGCACCACAACCUAUCGAUGCAUGGUUUGCUCUUGAGCCUAGCGGCGCCGUGAAUUUGAACAUUUCAUUCACCAAACAGUCCAAAGAUCGAAGACCAUUUGACCUUGCCCUUGGUCGAAAAGGUGCCAUCCGUCAAAGAAAGGAAGAGGUCCACGAGAUGUACGGACACAAAUUCAUUUCACAGCAAUUCUACAACAUCAUGCGAUGCGCACUGUGCGGCGACUUUCUCACAUAUACUGCUGGUAUGCAAUGCGAGGACUGCAAAUAUACCUGUCAUACAAAGUGUUUCUCACAAGUUGUUACCAAAUGUAUCAGCAAAUCUAAUGCGGAAACUGAUCCCGACGAGGAGAAGAUCAAUCAUCGUAUUCCGCAUCGUUUCGAGAAGUUCAACAAUAUGAGCGCCAAUUGGUGUUGUCAUUGUGGAUAUGUUCUACCAUUCGGCAAGAAAAAUUGUCGUAAAUGCACAGGUAAGUACUUUUUCACCAAGUUGAACUUAUGUUUAGCUAACAACUGUAGAAUGUAACCUUACAUGUCAUGCACACUGUGUACAUCUCGUUCCGGAUUUCUGUGGUAUGUCUGCGCAAGUCGCGAGGGCUAUUCUUGACGGUAUCAGAAAUCAAAAGCGCCGACAAACAACACCUGUCGGUACAACUGGGAAAGCUUCAAGAGAGAAAAGACCAGAAGCGGGAGGCAGAUCACCUGAUACUUCACGACCUCCUAGGGCACCCUCAUAUGUAGCGCCUAGCUCUAAUGAAGCUACCGAAGCCGCCAAAGCAAUGUAUAAACAGAGUACUACCUCACCACAACAACAACGACCAGCGGGACCUGAUCGAACAUCUAUGUCAUCAUCAAGUGCUGCUGCUGCCGCUGCUGCGGCCGCUGCUGCUGCGAUGGGCGGUCGGCAACAAAUACCCCAUGGAAACCAAUAUCAACAAACUUCUAGUACCGAAUACACUCCACAAAGUGGAGCUCGACGAGGCUCGGGUGUGCAAGGCCUUGAUACGUACAACGAAGAUAGUACUCCAAAACCACAAAUGCCCACACAAUCAAGUUAUAAUCCCGCUGAAUAUGCAAAAUUCAAUAGUGGUUAUGUUCAGCCGGUUCCACAACUUCAACCUUCAAUGCUCCCGGCUCCUCCACCAUCCGCAACAAUGUUUGCACCCCCUUCACAAGCUCCGCCUCCAGAGAUUCCAUUACCUGCACAAACAGGUUUACAGCAAGUUGUACCUCCUCAACAACGCAAGCCAGCUCCCGCGGCAAACGAACCAGGUCCUGGACGUCGUAUUGGUCUGGAUCAUUUCAACUUUCUUGCAGUUCUUGGUAAAGGUAAUUUUGGUAAGGUCAUGCUCGCUGAGACCAAGCAAACUAAGCAACUUUAUGCUAUCAAGGUUUUAAAGAAGGAGUUCAUCAUUGAGAACGACGAAGUAGAAAGUACUAGAUCUGAGAAGAGAGUAUUCUUGAUCGCCAAUAAGGAACGUCAUCCUUUCUUGUUGAGCCUUCAUGCUUGUUUUCAAACAGAAACAAGAGUAUACUUUGUUAUGGAGUAUAUUAGUGGUGGUGAUCUUAUGUUGCAUAUUCAACGAGGACAGUUCGGAACUAAGCGUGCCCAGUAAGUCAUUCUUUGUCUCUUCUGUUAACAGCUUUCAUUGACAAAUUUAGGUUUUAUGCUGCUGAGGUGUGCUUGGCGUUGAAAUAUUUCCACGAGAAUGGUGUCAUUUAUCGUGAUUUGAAGUUGGACAAUAUUCUAUUGACUCUCGAUGGCCAUAUCAAGAUUGCCGAUUAUGGUCUGUGUAAGGAAGAUAUGUGGUAUGGUUCGACAACGGGCACUUUCUGUGGUACUCCGGAAUUCAUGGCUCCAGAGGUAAGUUUAAGAUGAUUGACAUCCUAACAUAGCUAAUUUUGAAUUAGAUUCUGUUAGAUAAAAAAUACGGUCGAGCAGUCGAUUGGUGGGCGUUCGGUGUCCUCAUCUACCAAAUGCUUCUCCAACAAUCGCCUUUCAGAGGAGAGGACGAAGAUGAGAUUUAUGAUGCGAUUCUUGCAGAUGAACCUUUAUACCCAAUUCACAUGCCUCGUGAUUCUGUGUCAAUACUACAAAAGUUAUUGACACGUGAACCUGAACAACGAUUGGGAAGUGGACCUACCGAUGCACAAGAAAUCAUGAGUCAGCCAUUCUUCAGAAGUAUCAACUGGGACGAUGUUUAUCAUAAGAGAAUCGCGCCACCUUUCCAACCUACUAUCACCAACGCCACAGAUACUAGCAAUUUCGAUUCUGAGUUCACCAGUGUCACACCUGUCUUGACACCUGUGCAGUCUGGUAUGUUGUCUUCACAUUUAUUUGACAAAUUCCUAGCUAAUAACAUCUACAGUUUUAUCACAAGCUAUGCAAGAAGAGUUCCGUGGUUUCUCUUACUCUGCUGAUUUUGUUUGAGCGGGUCAAAUAUCUUGAUAAUCGAUUAUCUCCUCGCCAUGAAGACAUACUCAUGAUAUCACGUAUCUGGGGAUGGGCUUGGACUUCCUUUAAACAAAAUCAAAUCAUAUUUAAGACCUACAUUAAGAUAACUAUUGCAGAUAGAGUAAGCACGUGUUAGCGUAUGAGAUUAGAGGGAAAAGGAGAAGGGGAGAGAUGGAAGGUGAUUGAUUGGGUGGAUAGAUAAAUAUGAUGAGUGGAUGAAUAAUGAAUGGUGUGGGUCUGGAUGUGGAUGCCGGUGGAUAAUGAACCAUUGAUAAUGAUGGAUGGAAUG
Molecule: messenger RNA, 4490 nt
Organism: Sclerotinia trifoliorum
Lineage: Eukaryota; Fungi; Ascomycota; Leotiomycetes; Helotiales; Sclerotiniaceae
Source: the annotation of a GenBank genome assembly